Molecule: messenger RNA, 676 nt
Organism: Raphanus sativus (radish)
Lineage: Eukaryota; Viridiplantae; Streptophyta; Magnoliopsida; Brassicales; Brassicaceae
Product: 40S ribosomal protein S16-3
Exons: 1
Coding region: 79-519 (146 amino acids)
Biological process (GO): maturation of SSU-rRNA from tricistronic rRNA transcript (SSU-rRNA, 5.8S rRNA, LSU-rRNA); translation
Cellular component (GO): cytosolic small ribosomal subunit; ribosome
Molecular function (GO): RNA binding; structural constituent of ribosome
Source: RefSeq, a predicted model, not a curated record
UCGUGUCAUAGACAUUUUGCAUUAGGGUUUUCUCUCUUGGCUGCUGCAGUUAAAGCACCGAAUCUUUCAACCCCAACCAUGGCGACUCAACAAGCUAAAGCAUCCGUGCAAUGCUUCGGAAGGAAGAAGACGGCCGUCGCCGUCACCCACUGCAAACGCGGAUGCGGCCUGAUCAAGCUCAACGGCUCCCCGAUCGAGCUAUUCAACCCAGAGAUCCUCCGAUUCAAGAUCUUCGAGCCGGUCUUUCUCCUCGGGAAGCACCGUUUCGCGGGCGUCGACAUGAGGAUCAGUGUCAAUGGCGGUGGUCACACUUCCCAGGUCUACGCGAUUCGUCAGAGCAUCGCCAAGGCGCUUGUGGCGUUUUACCAGAAGUAUGUUGAUGAGCAGUCGAAGAAGGAGGUCAAGGACAUUCUGAUAAGGUACGAUAGGACUCUGCUCGUGGCGGAUCCUAGGAGGUGCGAGCCGAAGAAGUUUGGUGGGCGUGGCGCUCGUUCGCGUUUCCAGAAGAGUUACCGUUAAGCGAAUCUGGUUUGUGUUUACUUUCUUUUCUCAACCGUGAGAAAUGAGUUGUUGAAGUAUCAUCUUUUGAGUUUUGUCUUUAUGGUUAUUGGAUAAUGUUUUGACAAUGUCUUGAUCGUUUACUAAACUUCUCAAGUUUUAAAUUUUGAAUCUCUUA